This is a messenger RNA of Pseudomassariella vexata, 1345 nucleotides long. RefSeq lists its product as uncharacterized. NCBI's taxonomy places the organism in Eukaryota, Fungi, Ascomycota, Sordariomycetes, Amphisphaeriales, Pseudomassariaceae. Gene Ontology annotation, cellular component: cytoplasm; catalytic step 2 spliceosome; U2-type prespliceosome. The coding region runs from base 264 to 893 and encodes 209 amino acids. The transcript has 5 exons. The record is from RefSeq and is a predicted model, not a curated record. Gene Ontology annotation, molecular function: RNA binding. Gene Ontology annotation, biological process: mRNA splicing, via spliceosome.
CUCCCAAUAAGGUUAGACCAAUUGCUGAGCUCCAACUCGACUGCAGUGGAACUAGCUUUCUUCAACAACUCAGCCUUGCUGUACAUCGCUGCCUCGCGGAUUUUUGUUGACCUCUCAUACCCACCCAAAGUCGAGAUCUCAAAGUGCCAGCUCCCCCCGCAGCCAGCUUGAGAUCCUCGCUGAAGUCAUCACGACUUCAAACAAACCAAAUUCAAUUUUUUGCCAAACCUGAGACGCUCCUCCGGAGCAGUUCUUAGCCCAUCAUGUCGAACAAGCAGGGCAAGAUGGCGGGCUACAUCAACUACCGGAUGAGAGUCACUUUGUUGGACGGCCGCCAAAUGACGGGACAAAUGCUUGCCUUUGAUAAGCACAUGAACCUUGUUCUUGCCGACACCGAAGAGUUCCGACGCGUCAAGAAGAAGCAGAACAAGCCCUCCGCCCCAGGCGCCGCAGGUCCCUCCACCCAGACAAUCGAACAGGAAGAGAAGCGCACACUUGGCCUCACCAUUGUGCGCGGUGCCCAGAUCGUGUCCCUUUCCGUAGAGUCUGCGCCGCCUGCCGACCCUAGCACGCGUCUAGGGAAGAGCACCACGAGCAGUUUGCCCUCAGCACUGGCGUCCGGUCCGGGUGUUUCCCGCCCUGCUGGAAGAGGGGCUGCUCCCUCUUCUCUCGCCGGCCCCGCAGCUGGUGUUGGAGCCGGUGCCCCCCCCGCUUUCCCUCAGUUCCCUGGUGCUCCUGGCUUCCCUGGUAGAGGCGGCCCUCCCCCUGGUUUCCCCGGCGGCCCUGCUGGCUUUCCUCCGGCUGGUUUCCCCGGUGCUCCAGGCUCAUUCCAGCCACCUCCGGGCUUCCCCGGUGCACCUCCUCCGGGUUUCAACCCUCCACCGCGAAGGUAGUAACGGGAAGAUGUUUGGAUCGGUGAUGGUGAAAUUUGCUCCAGAUGACUGGGGCCGAGAAGGAUACCAUUGGCGUUUGGACCGCGGAAAUACUGGAAACAGGCCGAAAGCGACAGUGAAACCAACAUUAUGUACUCUAGCGAGAUAGUCCUAGAGAAUACGACAUUCAAAGCAGGCUCGACGAGGAAUACUUCAUCAUUGAACAGCGCACUGUUCUCAAUAGUUCCAGUCCGGAUUCAUGUGCUCAGGUCUUUAGGGCGAUGUGUCUAGGACCGACUGGAGCAUUAUCUCGAUAUUGUGAUCCAUACUGAACGGUAAAGACGACGGCACCACAAAAUCUGCGCUUGGGUAUCUGAAUCUCAUGUAGAAGUUGUGACGACCCAAGCCAUUCUAUCAUAGUUAUAGUCACGUAGCUAUCACAUUGAAAUACCAGAAAGGCAGCUCAUCUAUCC